Messenger RNA from Arabidopsis thaliana (thale cress), 1763 nucleotides. RefSeq names its product TRAM, LAG1 and CLN8 (TLC) lipid-sensing domain containing protein (gene LAG1). The transcript has 6 exons. Gene Ontology annotation, cellular component: endoplasmic reticulum membrane; membrane. Gene Ontology annotation, biological process: ceramide biosynthetic process. Gene Ontology annotation, molecular function: sphingosine N-acyltransferase activity. Lineage: Eukaryota; Viridiplantae; Streptophyta; Magnoliopsida; Brassicales; Brassicaceae. The record is from RefSeq and is marked reviewed. The coding region runs from base 326 to 1054 and encodes 242 amino acids.
AAAAUUUGAAAAAGAAAAUAAAGCUUUUAGAAAAAGAAAAAAAAUAAAAAAAAAAAAAAAACAAGAGCCCAUCGAGAAUGGAUCAGUAAAAAACCUAAGGCCUAUCUCCAGCAAGUGCAACUUACAUACAUUCUCGAAUAAAUUCUGAUCCGAUCAAGAACUCAUAAUUAUUGUAACAGAUAAAAUCAAAUUUGAGAGAUCUACUACUAAAUCUAACUUAAAGCAUUGUACUUUCUUUUAUCUCAUUCUCCUUUGCUCUGCUUUCUUCUGGUCAACCCCCACGAGAUUCCUUCUUAUGUGAUUGUAAAGAGAAGAUUUUUCAGAGAUGGGUCUCUUCGAAUCGGUGAAAUCAAUCGAUUGGGAACAAGAAUCGUUCCCAACUUAUCAAGAUUUAGGGUUUUUGCCUCUCUUUGCAGUGUUCUUCCCUACAAUUCGAUUUCUACUUGACAGAUUCGUCUUCGAGAAAUUGGCAAGUCUUGUGAUCUAUGGAAGGAUGAGUACGAAUAAGAGUGACAACAUAAAAGACAGGAAGAAAAAUAGUCCAAAAGUUCGAAAAUUUAAAGAAUCAGCUUGGAAGUGUAUUUACUAUCUAUCAGCUGAGCUACUUGCUUUAUCUGUCACAUAUAAUGAACCUUGGUUUUCAAAUACUCUCUACUUUUGGAUUGGUCCUGGAGAUCAGAUUUGGCCUGAUCAACCAAUGAAGAUGAAGUUGAAGUUUUUAUAUAUGUUUGCUGCUGGAUUCUACACGUACUCUAUAUUCGCGUUGGUGUUUUGGGAAACAAGACGGUCUGAUUUCGGAGUUUCCAUGGGUCAUCAUAUCACAACGCUUGUUCUCAUUGUCCUCUCCUAUAUCUGCAGAUUAACUCGUGCUGGUUCUGUUAUUCUUGCACUUCAUGAUGCGAGCGAUGUGUUCCUUGAAAUUGGGAAAAUGUCUAAAUAUUGCGGAGCGGAAAGUCUCGCGAGCAUUUCGUUUGUUCUUUUCGCGCUGUCUUGGGUCGUUCUACGUCUCAUUUACUAUCCUUUUUGGAUCCUGUGGAGCACGAGGUUUGUUUAAUAUCCACUUUAGCGUUUGUUCUUGAAUGUUUUUUCCUUGAUGUAUAUAUAUUGUGGGGUUUUGAUUUGCAGCUAUCAAAUCAUUAUGACUGUGGACAAAGAAAAGCAUCCUAAUGGACCAAUCUUGUACUAUAUGUUCAACACACUUUUGUAUUUCUUGCUUGUUCUUCACAUAUUCUGGUGGGUUUUGAUUUACCGGAUGCUUGUGAAACAAGUGCAAGAUCGAGGCAAGCUUAGCGAAGAUGUUAGAUCCGAUUCUGAAAGCGAUGAUGAACACGAGGAUUAAUCGCAUGUUGGGAAUAUUAGUAGUGCACACGCUCUAUAUCUCAUGAAUCUGAACCACACGGAGACUAGGAAUUUCAACAUCAAGUAGGAUGCAUUGCAGUAUUUGAACAGUUGGUUCAUCAUCUUCCAGAGGAUCGUAACCGGAUCAAACCGUUUUGAAUGAAUCGGUUUCUCAAUCUGAAUUUUUGAGUUUAUUGUUUUCUCUAAAGUUUGAGCAAAUUCAAGAUUUUGAUCAAACUGCUCCACGUUCUAUUGUUUUUUCUUCUAUAAUUUUUAAUUUACGCUUUUGCAAUAACACAAUUCCUUGUAUCAUUAUACUAAUGUCAUCUCAAAAUUAGCUCCCUUCAACAUCUAUGCAACAGACUAACAACUAAAUGAAUUUUCUUGGGGUUUUUUUUGGUUCAUUGCAUAAUUUGAUAAAAUCC